AUGGAUGAAGAGUCUGGAGAUCCUUCGCAGCUUCUCUGUAUGGAGGAAGGACUGGUGGAAGCUUCGGCUGAAGAGUCUGGAGAUCCUUCGCAGCUUCUCUGUAUGGAGGAAGGACUGGUGGCAGCUUCGGCUGAAGAGUCUGGAGAUCCUUCGCGGCUUGUCUGUAUGGAGGGAGAAGGGCUGGUGGCAGCUUCGGCUGCAGAGUCUGGAGAUCCUUCGCAGCUUCUCUGUAUGGAUGAAGAACUGGUGGCAGCUUUAGAGGACUCGAGAAAAGACGUCCGAAAGGCAACCAGAGUUAUGGUGGUCGAGAGUGACAGGGCGUCGUUGAAGGAGAUGGAGAGCUUGAUGGUUCAGUGGGACUACGAUGUUACAUCAGUGGAUAAUCCGAUAACGGCUGUUCAGAUGUUGAAGGAACGGAAAAGCUGCGUCGAUCUUGUGUUGUCGAACAUUUUCAUGCCUGAAAUGGAUAGUUUGGAGUUCUUGGAAAUCGUCACCAACCACUUGGACUUGCCUGUUGUUUUUGUAUCAGAUAAUGCUGAUCAGGAGAGCCUUCUCAAGGCAACACUUAGUGGUGUGAAGGCCGUAAUGUUGAAGCCGCUUUACCCUCAUGUGCUGAGAAACCUGUGGCAGCACGUUCUGCGGCACAGGAAGUUUAAACUCAGGAAGAGAGAUCCCCAUGGCAAAGCUGCCGUCACAGAGGCUGAAGCAGGCACUGCCAGUAAGCAGACGGCGCCUGCGCCUGAAUCUCCGCCACCAUCUCAGAAAUGGAAGAAGAGGUUCAUCUGGACGACGGAUCUGAAGAAGAAGUUCGCUUUUGCUGUAGACCAGUUGGGUUUUGAAAAUGCCACUCCUUCGAAGAUACUCGACAUUAUGGGUGUUACAGAGCUGACAAGGAAACAGAUAGGCAGCAGAUUGCAGAAACACAGAAUUUACCGAAGAAAACGAGAGGCAGAAGGUAAAGAACAUAAAGAUCGUCCCGUUUCUGGUGGCCUUGGUUCUUCCACAGGUCCUCGUCUAGCAAACCAAGCGACACAGCCUUUACCUCCCACAGCUGUAGCGGAACCGCAAAGUGGCUCUCUUGGUCCUUUCACCAACAUGCCUAGUUACUAUAGCAGUUUCAGGGCAGAUGAUAGAAGAGGGUUGGGGACUUAUGGACUGAUGAAGUCUACUGAUCCAGCAAGCGUUAUAGGAAGGGCACCAUCCUUCAUGCAGGAGCAGAGACACCAGGGAAAUGAAAGCGUCCUUCAAAAUCCACCAAUGCCAUCCUUCAUGCAGGAGCAGAGAAACCAGGGAGAUGAAAGCAUCUUUCAAAAUCCAUAUAUAGCCCAAUCAGGAUACGAUCCUACUUCAACCAUGUGGAGUUCGAGUUCAAAUUUGAACCAUGGUGACCAUGAACUUCUGCCAUUCCAUGGAUAUGCUUUUGGUCAGCAAGCUGCAAAUAAUGAUCAGUUAAAUUUGGCUAGCACAUCUCAUUUUGGAGUAGCUCCUGGUUCUAAUACUGGAUUGAUGGUGGAUGGUUUUCAGUUUGAUGGUCAGCAUGCAGGAACAAGUGCAGUCAUAUCUCAUAAUAUGCAUGAACAGAGUACUGGGUAUCCACUGGCAGCAUUCGAAACAGGAAGCGAAGGCAUUAAUCAAAUAUUUCAAUGUGCUCAGAAUGAGCUUCCAGGUUUAAGCAAUGCAACUCAACCAUUCACUAGCCCUUUUGGUACGGACCCCAUGAACUCCACCCAUAUAAGCCUUGGAAUGCAUGAUAUGCCAAUCACACCCUUGCCAGGACAAAUGCAGAAUCUUGGUGAUCUGUAUGGAAAUGCAAAUUCAUAUUUGGAUAACAUGAAUGCUAGGUCAUCCAUAAACACUUUCUCUGACCUUGAGAGAAUGUUAAAUGACCUGAUAGUACCACCUGAAUCUCAACUUCAGCCAUCUGAUUUAGACAGCUUUUUUCCUGUGGACGACCAAGAUUACGGGCCUGAUAAUGGUACAGCACCACCUGAUCAACUUAAUCAGGAAGCCAUUGCUUUCAUUACUUCUACCCUUUCCCAAGAAGUGCUGGUGCAUGUUCCUGAUGAGUGUUCAGCGAAGGAAUUAUGGGACAAGCUUGUCAAAACUUAUUCACAGAUCUUGGAAGCUAGCAUCUCUUGUCUUCAACGAGAAUUUCAUAGGCUCUCAAAAGUAUUGUUGCCUAUCAUGGAGCAUUUGAAUUGGAUUAUAUCUACUUUUGACCAGUUAGCUGCUAGGGCAUAUGAGCUGGCCGAAAAGGAUGAAAUUUGCAGGACAUUGGGUGGAUGGACGUGGACCAGAAUAUCAUGUGCUACCCACUUCACUACAAUGUUUGCCAGAGCUUCUUCCAUUUGA
This is a messenger RNA of Nymphaea colorata (pocket water lily), 2352 nucleotides long. Its product is annotated as two-component response regulator ORR23-like. The record is from RefSeq and is a predicted model, not a curated record. The transcript is spliced from 6 exons. Gene Ontology annotation, molecular function: DNA binding. Gene Ontology annotation, biological process: phosphorelay signal transduction system; cytokinin-activated signaling pathway. The coding region runs from base 1 to 2352 and encodes 783 amino acids. Lineage: Eukaryota; Viridiplantae; Streptophyta; Magnoliopsida; Nymphaeales; Nymphaeaceae.